AUCCAUUAAGCUAAGAAGCUGUUCAUUGAGACAGAUUUCAGUGGUAUUACAGAAGAUCUGAUUAUAACUGGACGCAUUAUUCACUUAUAGUAAGUCUGGAACUUAAAUUUUAGGGAAGGAAGUGUGGGGAUGAGAGGAAGCUAUUUCAUAGGAGCUGGAUACUCAUCAUAUUAGUGGAAAUUUCAAGGUAUUGAAUCUUAGAGAAAUGACUUUCGUUCAUUUGGAUAUCAGAUGCUUCAUUCUUAUUUGCACAGUAUUUGGCUCUACUUUGUCUUCAAAUGCUGAAAUAAAAGUUAAUCCUCCUCAGGAUUUUGAGAUAGUGGAUCCUGGAUAUUUAGGUUAUCUCUAUUUGCAAUGGCAACCUUCAUUGUCUUUGGAAAUUUUGAAGGAAUGCACAGUAGAAUAUGAAUUAAAAUACCGAAACAUUGAUAGUGAAAAUUGGCUGACCAUCAUUACUAAGAAUCUAUGUUACAAAGAUGGGUUUGAUCUUAACAAAGGUGUUGAAGCAAAGAUACACACACUUCUGCAAGGCCAAUGCACAAACGGAUCUACAGUUCAAAGUUCAUGGUCAGAAGCUACUUAUUCAACAUCACAACAAGGAAAUCUGGAAACUAAAAUUCGGGAUAUGGAUUGUAUAUAUUAUAACUGGCAAUAUUUACUCUGCUCUUGGAAACUUGGCAUAGGUGUCCAUUUUGAUACUGAUUACAACUUGUUUUACUGGUAUGAGGGCUUGGACCAUGCAUUACAGUGUGCUGAUUAUAUCAAGGGUAAUGGAAAAAAUAUUGGAUGCAAGUUUCCUUAUUUGGAGUCGCCAGACUAUAAAGAUUUCUACAUCUGUGUUAAUGGAUCUUCAAAAUCCCAGCUUAUCAGACCCAGCUAUUUCAUUCUUCAGCUUCAAAAUAUAGUUAAACCUUCGCCACCAGACUAUCUUAGUAUUAUUGUGAAUUCAGAGGAAAUUAACCUGAAGUGGAGCAUGCCUGCAGGACCCAUUCCAGCAAAGUGUUUCAUUUAUGAAAUUCAGUUUACAGAAGAUGAUAGUACCUGGGUGACUACCACUUUUGAAAAUGAAUUAUACACCACAAGAACAGCAAAUAAAAGCCAACAAUUAUGCUUUUUAGUGAGAAACAAAGUGAAUAUUUAUUGCUCAGAUGAUGGAAUUUGGAGUGAGUGGAGUGAUAAACAAUGCUGGAAAGGUGACAUUUGGAAGGAAACCUUGUUAUCUUUCUUGAUACCAUUUGCUUUUGUGUCAUUAUUUGUUGUGUUAAUAACUUCUCUGCUUUUGUAUAAUCAAAAGGCUUUCCUGAAAAUGGUUUUAAAUACAAAAAAAGAAGUCUUUUCUCAUCAAGAGACACUCUUUUGACUCAAUAAUUUUGUCUUGUGGCCAAAUGUUAAAUUCAACUCUUAUUAAACUGAUUUUUUC
Molecule: messenger RNA, 1420 nt
Organism: Hipposideros armiger (great roundleaf bat)
Lineage: Eukaryota; Metazoa; Chordata; Mammalia; Chiroptera; Hipposideridae
Gene: IL13RA2
Product: interleukin 13 receptor subunit alpha 2
Exons: 11
Coding region: 206-1360 (384 amino acids)
Biological process (GO): cytokine-mediated signaling pathway
Cellular component (GO): external side of plasma membrane; membrane
Molecular function (GO): protein binding; cytokine receptor activity
Source: RefSeq, a predicted model, not a curated record